CCGGGUUCCGCCGGUAACACCCGUUUCCCCCGUUCUCCGGUGAGUCACUGUCCUAAUAAAUCUAGCAUCCAGGGAACCAUCGGCAGGAGGGCGGCCCCAGUUGCACGAACGCACGCACCCACCCCACGCACGCGGGCGGGUGAAAUCUAGGACGGAAUCCGUUCCAGUCCCCGUCGAUCACGCCCCGAGAGGCGGAAGAGCUUUCGUGGCGAGGAAUCCGCCGGAGGCUCCCCGAUUUGUAUGUCCGGGGCUCGCUGGAAUCGGAAUGCACUGGUGCCCCGGAAUCGGGCCGCGGGCGCGCUCCUUCCUGCGUGACUACGACGCGCUCCAGUCCCUCGCCCUCGCCCUCAUAUACCUCCAGAUUGGUUGUGCGCUGAUUGGAUCGCUUGGUGCGCUGUUCAAUGGGGUUCUUGUGAUAAACCUUGUGAUAGGGCUAUUUGCUGUUGUUGCGAUUGAAAGUAGUAGCCAAAGACUUGGCCGGACUUAUGCUGUCCUGCUCUUCUUUGCUAUCGUCCUUGACGUUGCAUGGUUUAUACUCUUCUCACAUGCUAUAUGGAAUAGUACCCCUGAUGAGAAGUAUGGUCAACUUUUUGUCUUCUCACUCAGACUUGCAUUGUGGAUGCAAACUAUUGGGUUUUCAGUGAGGUUUUUGUCUUCAUUUAUAUGGAUCCAGAUGUACAGGUUAGGGGUCUCAUCAAGCACGCCAACAUAUUAUGAAGCAAAUGAUGCAAGAAAUAGUUUCUUGAGCCCCAGAUCUAAUUCAGUUAGACGGGGUUCAAUGGCUGAUGAUAUAUUGGGUGGUUCAAUUUACGAUCCUUCUUACUACUCUUCUCUCUUCGAAGAUGUUCGAAAUAAUGCAUGCAAUCAUCAGAAAACUCGCAGCGCCAUGCAGUCCGGUACCUCCUCGUGCACCAGCGGUUUUUGCUAUGGCGUCUGCAUGUCCAUGUCGCGGCAAUGGAAGCACUACGUCGGGGCAACGCCUCCCUGCGAGCUCGCUCACACGCCACUCAAACUCGCCGUUGUCGCGCAAGGAGUUGAGCACGACAAGCCCGCCCACGAGCUUCUUGUUAAGGAAGAUCUGGGGCAUGUGGGUGGCGUUGCCGACCUUAGACGUGAGACUGGCAUUGCGCUUCGGGAACAUGCCGAGGGUGAUAAACAAAGUGGUAGUAAUGAUAGCGGGUCAACAUCUGCAGGCCAAUCUCCACGGCUUAAAUCUUUUGGUAGUAGAUCUUUUCUUUCCAAUGAUGUGGAGGCUGGACUAAGAAAGCCGCUGAACUCUUGCUCAGUGGAGACAAGUUGAAGACGGAACUUAUUUUUGCCAACCUGACUACCCGAGCACUCUUUGUUUGGUCCUCCUUGAGCCAGUAACUCUUGAUUUAACAUAGAGAUUUGUACAGUGCAAAUGUUCAUGCCUCGGAACAGCGGCUCCCCAGUAAAUCAAGAGCAGCAAGAUAGUACAACGAUGAUGGCCUGUGUUGCUACGCAAUUCUUGAGCUUGUGCAGGAGUUUCGGUGCCAAUCUGGCAGCUCUUUUUUGCCUGGAGUACACUUUGAGUUGGAUUGUUUCACAGGGGCAGACGCUGACUAGUUGGCAACAUGUGGAAUACUGCUAGUAUUUUGCUGCCCAGUAUGGUCCAUUUUCCAGACGUGUAUGGCCUGUUUCUCUUGGUUGUCACGGAAAUGAGGCUGAUAGUUGCCUACUCCGCUAUAGUUAAAUCGGCCAUCCCCAACCGGAUCGUUCGGUUGGUGUUGUCAACAUCA
Messenger RNA from Triticum dicoccoides, 1760 nucleotides. RefSeq lists its product as uncharacterized. Lineage: Eukaryota; Viridiplantae; Streptophyta; Magnoliopsida; Poales; Poaceae. The record is from RefSeq and is a predicted model, not a curated record. The transcript is spliced from 6 exons. The coding region runs from base 266 to 1300 and encodes 344 amino acids.